CAAAACCAUGUUCAUCGAGCCGCUGAACAAAGCCUGGUUUCUAAUGAAGAUAAGACCAUGUCCGAAGUUUCUUCAGUGGCUUAUGCCAUUUAAUGAUUACAUCAAAACCAUGUUCAUCAAGCCACUGAACAAAGCCUGGUUUCUAAUGAAGAUAAGACCAUGUCCGAGGUUUCUUCAGUGGCUUAUGCCAUUUAAUGCAGCACCAUGCAGGAGUCUGCAACUCCAGUGAGCUCUGCUCUUCUUCAGACAUGGUGAAGUUAACUUGAUCAUGAUGGUAUCAGAGCGGUUGCUGUUUGCCUUUUCUCCCAUCCUAAAUUUCCUGUCGUUGACACAAUGCACAGCUCCAUGUCAUCGGCAGAAUGCACCUUCCUCCUCUACGGUUUGCACCGGUGAGGAGUUUCUAACAAGAUCAUCCCAAACAGGGGGACUAUCAGUGGAAAUUUCUCAUCGAACAGUGUAGAAAUUUCCAUUAUUUGUCGUGCCCGAGGAUGUUGAUAAGAUGUUGACACAUGACAAGGUUAGCUAUUGCCUCUGAGACUCUACACAGGGUUAUAUACAAAUGAUUCGGACAAUGUAGCUGCCAUUGGAUGCCUGUGUAUGACCCACCUUCGAUUCGAUCUCGUCGUGAGAUUACGACCUGCAACCAGAUUUGAUGUCACUGACUUGUCACUCUAAUCAAUGCCAGGUUUCUCAUCCUCGAGGUCUGACUCCAGGAACGGUCUCAGGCUCCCAGCUCUGCAAGUUGCCACUGCCACCUUCUUUGCACUGAUGGUGUACAAGAUAAGCAUGGCACGAGAGGAACAGGGAGAUCGGCUGUGGGGUUUGCCUGCAAGUUGCCAUGUUCAUUGUCCCGUGAACAGAGCACAGGUUUGGCCGGCGAUAUCAACUGUUCAUGCCGAGGGAGUUGGGAACUUGAGGCCACACACAUCGGCACAUGAACAAGAACAGGGCACAUGUGAUGGCUAGAUUUAGCAGGAGGACUACUGACAGGUCCAAGUUGGGAAUGUCCACAGUGCAUGACCCUUCCACGGUUUACUCGCUCCUAAGGUCUGGAUGGGUUCAUAUCAAGGAGUAGAUUUGCUAUCGAGCUCGUGAUAAGAAAAGGCCUCACAAGUAAGAGAGGAAAACAUGGGCUAUCUGGCCAACAAGAAUGGGUGCAGAAGAGAGAUAAUAUAUAAAAGAAAAGAUGUCGGAGGAGAUCAAGGACGAUAUGAGAUAACAUGCUAACAAGUUGGGGAGGGUCUUUCCACUGUCGCUGGUGGAGCUCAUGCAGACUUACUCCUCACUCGCAGUGGAACAUUCCUUAAAGAGAGAAAACAAAAGCAUGGAGGACUGUUUCAGUGCUCAAAGAAACUUUUGGCUGCCGUGCUCUUCUCUGUGCUCGAAGGAUUUGAAUGAUGGCUCCCAAGUGUUGCUUCUGCUUCUCCUUGUAAAAUCUCAGUUUAGUAUCAGGAAAGAGCCAUCCAGCUCAGUAAUUUGCCCCACUUCAAGCAAUAUUGAGAGAAGGGAAAUAGAUAGAGAUGACAUGAGGACUUACAAAAUGGAAAGAAGAAAUCAAUUUGCUAUGAGAAAGAAACAGAGGAUGAGAAAGUGGGAGCUGAAGAGCUCUCUGCAUGAUGCGAAGCUAAGUAUUUCCCUCCUUGUGCACACCAAGAGGAAAAGACAUGCUAAAGGUUGGUUUAGCUUGAUCUUGGUCAUAGCAUCACAUAGUUAAUUAGAUCAUUAACAUCUCCAAUGGCUGGUGAAAGCAAGUAGGAUGAGGACCACCAGUUGAGUGGCCAUUCACGGUUGCCUAUUAGAAGCCUCAAUCUCUUUGGGCCCAGUGAAGGUCUCCAUCCUCCCAACUUUUGAGUGGUUCCAAAAGCUGAAGCGACUGUGAAAAGUAUAUGACUGCUCUUUCUACUAUGACAGUGGGGAUAUCCAAGUAAUUUUGGCACUUUCAAGGAGAGAGGAUCAUAAUAUCCAAUUCAUUCUUUUAGGAGGCAAGCAAUCCUGGUUUGAUGUUAGAACAUAAGGUGGAGUCUUCUUCUCCUAGACAGAAAUUAGGAGGAAUGUACUUCAAGCAAGCUAUGGUCGAACACCAGCCAAUUGAAUCCUGCUGCAGAGAAGAGACAAGCUUCUUUACUUGUGAAAAGGUAGUCAACAGGCUAAUGUUAUCUUUCUCCUUUCUUUUUCUUUCUUGCUCAAAUAGUUUGGCCACUAUAUCAUCCUCCCAUCUUCUUCCCUGGUGCUUUCCUGCACGGAUUCUUUAUCUCAUGGCUGCUGCAUGUGGAGGGACGCAGCAUUGUAGAACACAAGAAAAGGAAUGGCCACGAAACUUUUGAGCCUGGAGAUCAUGGAAAAGCUACAGUAGAGCGGGCAGGGUGGAGCUGAACCGUGGAGUCGUCCCACAAAAAAGGUGGCUGGUGGCGUUUGCCAUUUGCGCAGGGCUCACGGAUUGCACCACGCGAUCUAUGGGUACUGCCGUCCUUGGGGUGUGUGGUGCACCGCCGAUCAUCAUCAUUGGCUCUGAGGACAUCGCCACAGCUCUCCACCAUACUCCACUGCAAAAGAUUUGAUUCCUGGUCCUCUCCUUCCUGCCUCCUUCACUGGGCAAAUCCAAGCCACCCGAGCAAGGACUUUGGUCAGCCGGAGUAACAAGUGGAGUCGCAGUUUCAGGGGGCCACCAACAAUCUCAUCAGUGACACCACAUUCCCUCACAUUGGAUGAUCAUGCGGGUGGCUCCUCCAUCUCCAUCAGUGAUAUCUGAUCUGUGUGAUUUAUUUAGAUCAUGAACACAAAAGAAGGAUCGAGCACAAGAUAAGAUUGAUGGUGGAACAGGAGAGAGGCUGCGUGUCCAACCCCGCAGUAAGAUUUCCUCACAUCAGCAGGAGCCUGUUGAUGAAGGCCACUUGUCUGUGUGCAAGCUAGAGAGAGGAAGGUGAGAUGAGACUCACAUGCAACCUGUUCUGUCAGGACUUGGGUCCCAUUAGAUUCGCAGCCAGGACCUACAGUUGUCCUGCCCCCACAGCCUUCCUAUAAAUGUAGCUUAUGCCCUCAUGGAAAGAGUGGUGAGUGAUGUAUCCUUCUGCCCUUGUCAUCACCACCAGGAGACUUCUGUUCCUAUCUGCUUUUCCAGCUCCCUUAUAGAGAGGGCGUGUUCCAUCUCGAUCCCUUCAUUGUACCGGUCCCUCGCAUAAGAGCUUGUCCAGCGGAGGACUUUGAUCAGCCAUGCAGGUAAAGAGAUCACAUGGGUUGAUCUUGGUAUGUGCCUGCUUCUCUCUCUCUCUGAUCAUUUGGUGCUGCUGCUGCUGCUCUUUGUUUCUUCCUGUCCUCAAAGCCCAGCUAGGGUGCCUCUAGCUUCAUAUUCACUGUGGGUUCAAUUUUUUUGUUUGGUCAUUUACUAGCUUCAUAUUCACUGUGGGUUCAAUUUUUUCUUCUCAUGUUCCCUCUCUGAACUAGAAGAAAUUGAAAGAAUAUUAAGUUCUUCCCUCUAUGGACUUUGCUCUGUUCUGUACCAGAGUCAAUAUCCUGUUUCUUCUUAUAGCUCUCUGUUCACCAUGCAAGUUCAUCCAGAGCCCCAUGGACUUUGGCCCCUUGAACUUCCACCAGACCACAGACACCUCGUCUUUGGACUUCGGGAGGAUCGUGUUCGACUCCCCUUCCGCCGUCCUUCGACCCCAAUCCCCAAAAGAGAUCUCACUCCUCCUCGGCUUUCUCUCUGCUUCAUCCUUCAGUAAAGUCACAGUUGCAGCAAGAGGAGCAGGCCACUCCAUCGAUGGCCAAGCUCAGGCCCUCGACGGCAUUGUCAUCGAGAUGGACUCCCUGCCCUCCGCCAUAAGCAUCCACUGUGGACGAGAGUCCGGUUCCUCUUACGCUGAUGUCGGUGGUGGAGCUCUUUGGAUCGAGCUGCUACGCGAGAGCUUGAGGUUUGGGCUGGCUCCAAGGUCUUGGACCGAUUACCUCUACCUCAGCGUCGGUGGGACUCUCUCUAAUGGCGGCAUCAGUGGCCAGACCUUCAAGCACGGACCUCAGAUCAGCAAUGUCUUGCAGCUCGAUGUGGUGACAGGUAAAGGAGAGCAAGUAACAUGCUCACCCACUGAAAGCUCGGAGCUGUUCUUUGCGGCUCUGGGUGGGUUGGGCCAGUUCGGCAUCAUAACGAGAGCAAGGAUCCUGCUCCAGGAUGCUCCUCCGAAGGUGAAGUGGGUCAGAGCCUUUUAUGACGACUUCGAGACCUUCACCGAGGACCAAGAACUGUUGGUUGCAAUGCCAGAUGCAGUGGACUAUGUCGAGGGAUUCAUCCUCCUAAACGAGCAGUCCCUCCACAGCUCAUCCGUCGCCUUUCCAUCUCAUCUGGAGUUCACCCCGGAGUUCGACAGCAACGGCAGCAACUACAGAGUGUACCACUGCAUCGAGUUUGCCAUCCAUGACUACCAAGUCGAGAGCACAGAUGUGGAGCAAGUCGUGACCGAGAUUUCGAGGAAGAUGAGCCAUAUACCUUCGCAUUUCUAUAGUGUGGAAGUCUCCUACUUCGAUUUCCUCAACAGGGUCAGGAUGGAGGAGGUCAGCCUCAGGAGCAGAGGGCUGUGGGAGGUGGCUCACCCAUGGCUCAACCUGUUUGUGCCCAAGUCUGGGAUCAGAGAGUUCAAAGACUUGCUGCUGGAUAACAUCUCACCGACUGACUUCGAAGGCCUUGUUCUCAUCUACCCACUUCUAAGAGACAAGUGGGACGCGAACAGCUCGGCUGUGCUGCCUGACGGGGGAGGCAGAGCGGAGGAGCAGGUGAUGUACAUCGUCGGAGUGCUCCGGUCAGCCAACCCGGCCACCUGCGCAGCCCAGUGCCUCCGAGACCUCCUCCGCCGCCGCCGUCGCGUGGCAAAGGUCGCCACGGACCCCCGAAUCGGAGCGAAGCAGUACCUGGCGCGCCACCCCUCCCAGGGCCAAUGGCAGGAUCACUUCGGCCGGCGCUGGGACCGGUUUGUGGCCCGCAAGGCGCAGUUCGACCCCCUCAGCAUCCUCGCCCCCGGCCAAGGCAUAUUUCCCCGGACAUAUGCCUCUUCCUCGUAGUACCACAUCGAUCUCUCUACAGCACUUUCGCAUCAAAUCCACUGCAUGCACGACCGUACCAUUCCAUGAUUCUGCCUUUCAUGUUCUUUCUUUCAUGAUAUGUUAAAGAGGGGGAUGAUUUCGGAACGUAGCACAGCGAUUUGAGCGCAAGUUGGAUUUUAGUUUAUGAAUCUGGGAUUCGUGGGCGUGGCGUGGCUCUCAAAGUAGAUUCGAGAUCAUGCAGUGGGAAGUGAGAGGUCGAAAGAGACAGGAACAGAGCUAGUUGUAAAGAGCGUGAGACUGCUUGCUCCUGAACAGACAAAUCUAGUUCAGAAUCUGACACCUGCAGUGAUCAAACAUCCAAAUUUGCACCAGCAGUAGACAGCUUCAGAUUUCAUAUCAGGAAGGGACAAAUCUAGCGAGGUUGAUAGAGAAACUUGAUGGAGAACAUGCUCAAAUCGGUAUCAUUUGGUAUACGAGGAGGAGACCACCUGCUCUUCUAUUUUUUGAUCGACAACACAAUCUAUGUUAUCCAUCGUCAUUCUUAGAUGUGAAGAAAGUGAGAUUUGAUCAUAUAAUUUUACUAUCUAUAAUCAAGUUUUUACGUCAUAUUAAUUAGAAGAUAAUGAAAGAUGCAAUAAGGGUUAAGGUGAAGGGCAUGGCUAAUACAAACAUUAGGAGGGCGAAAUGUGGUGACAUCCAUCAUAAGAUUAAUAAUGCAUGUUAGCGUUGCAAUCUUCGGGGUAGGCCCAAUUAAACCGGCCGGGUCAACCGGCUCAUCCGGCCCAAUGUUGUCAUCCUCCAACAACCACACGGUAAAACUCGUGGCCUACGCCGUGGCCUCUGCACAUCUUUCUCUCUCUCUCUCUCUCUCGACCUUUCCCUUUUCCGAUCCUGCAAUGGCUGCCACCGGCCCCGCCGCCGUUGCCCUCUUACUCGCCGUGCUCUCCCUCCUCUCCGCCUACGCCGACGCCCGUCCCGGCGUCCCGUUCCACCCCUGCAACACCGUGUUCGUUACCUACACCAUCACUACCACCGCCUCCGACGACGACGCCCUCCCCGGCUUCCACCGAACCUCCGGGUUCGUCUCCGUGUACCGCAUCAUCGCCCCGAUACGCACCUUCCACCCCGACCCCCGCCCCGCGAUGAUCCCCCGGCCGGUGCUCCUCCGUCGCCGCGAGGUCGCCUCCGCUGAGCCCGCUGCGCUCGGGUUCAGCUCCCUUCAGGAUCGCGCCAAGGACAUCCUCGUGGUCGUCGUCGGCCUCCUCUUCGGGGUCGGGUGCGGGGCCCUCACCGCCGCCACCAUGUGCCUGGCCUGGUCCCUCGUCACCCACCGGCACGAGAUCUGCGGGUCCGAUGAGUACAGCGACGACGAGGAGGGUGCCGACGAGAGCCCCAAGAAGGCGGGCUACGUCAAGAUCCCGGCAGCUGACCCGGCCCUCGUCAAAGAAGGGUAUGAGGGGAAUUAGGGUUAGCGCUUUACGAACCGCGGGCGAGCGAUACGUAUAUAUAUAUAUAGCGGACAUGCGCUUCUGUGAAUCUAUGAUGUCUGUUUGGCUCUAAUACCGUCUGUCUAAUUGACUUUUGGAAUCUAUUUGUAUUGUGUUUACCUUGAUGUUAUUGUUCCUAGUGCAUCUUCUUGCUGA
Molecule: messenger RNA, 6671 nt
Organism: Musa acuminata AAA Group (dessert banana)
Lineage: Eukaryota; Viridiplantae; Streptophyta; Magnoliopsida; Zingiberales; Musaceae
Product: cytokinin dehydrogenase 3-like
Exons: 8
Coding region: 3475-5046 (523 amino acids)
Biological process (GO): cytokinin metabolic process
Molecular function (GO): FAD binding; cytokinin dehydrogenase activity
Source: RefSeq, a predicted model, not a curated record